This is a messenger RNA of Pseudopodoces humilis (Tibetan ground-tit), 2754 nucleotides long. RefSeq names its product p21 (RAC1) activated kinase 5 (gene PAK5). Gene Ontology annotation, biological process: cytoskeleton organization; protein phosphorylation; apoptotic process. NCBI's taxonomy places the organism in Eukaryota, Metazoa, Chordata, Aves, Passeriformes, Paridae. The record is from RefSeq and is a predicted model, not a curated record. Gene Ontology annotation, molecular function: protein serine/threonine kinase activity; ATP binding.
CGAGCGGAGCCGCGGCCCGGAUGUAGCCGGAACAUGGCGCUGGGGGCGGCGUGACGGCGGCGGCCGAGAUCUUUCCACCAUGUUCGGGAAAAAGAAGAAAAGGCUGGAAAUUUCCGGGCCCUCCAACUUCGAGCACCGGGUCCACACUGGCUUCGACCACCGGGAGCAGAAGUUCACGGGGCUGCCCCAGCAGUGGCACAGUUUGCUGGCGGACACGGCCAACCGGCCGAAGCCCAUGGUGGAUCCCUCAUGCAUCACUCCCAUCCAGCUGGCUCCUAUGAAGACUAUUGUUCGAGGAAACAAGCCUCGAAAGGAUACUUCAAUCAACGGCCUGCUGGAGGAGUUUGACAAUAUCUCAGUGACACGCUCCAAUUCCCUGCGGAAGGAAAGUCCUCCCACCCACCACCAAGGAAAUGUAAACCACGUGCCGAGGCACCAGGAGGAAAAUGGCUACAUCACGUAUUCCCAGUACUCCAGUGAGUCAGACACUACAACAGACUACGUCGUGGAGAAGUACCGAGACAAGACUCUGUACGGGGAGGAGCUGGACAGGUACUACAAGGGCGGCUACGCCGCCAAGCAGAACGGGCACAUGAUGAAGGUGACGUCCCGGGACAUCUAUUACUCAGAAGUGACACCCCUGCAGUCAGACCUCUCCAGGUUCCUCCCAGAUUACCACGCACACCUGGAGACCAAGCCCAAACCGCUGGAAUAUGGCGGCCUAAAGCUGGAGUAUCAGCGGAUCCCCAGCGGAUCCUCCCUGGACUACGGAGAUUCCUUUCCUUACGCCCCGUCCCGAGCGUCGGUGCAGAGCGAGUGCCCCAGGGAGAGGCUGGAGUACGGUGACGGUGACUGGGGACACGGCCUGAGCAAGGAUGACUAUGAUAAGAGGCCAAAGUCAUCCUACGUGGACCCUGCGAGCCCUCAGCCAGCCAUGAGGCAGAGAUCCAGGUCAGGCUCUGGCCUGCAGGAGCCGGCCAUGCCCUACGGAGCAAGCGCCUUCAAAGCACACCAGCAAGGACAUUCCUACAGCUCCUACACCUACCCCCGCCUGUCCGAAACCGCAGCAGGCGUUCCCAAGGUGGAUUAUGACCGAGCACAGCUGGUCGUCAGCCCACCGCUCUCUGGGUCGGACACCUACCCCCGGGGCCCAGUCAAGCUACCUCAGAGUCAGAGCAAAGUCAGCUACUCCAGCAGCAGCUAUCAGUACCCUCUGGUCUACCACAAAGCACCCCACUAUCACCAGCCGCCUCUCCAGCCCGGCUCUCCCUAUAUUUCCACCGCCUCCUACCCCAGCUCCCCGAGUAUCACGUCAAGUGCUUAUCCUCCCCCCAGCUGGGGCUCCUCCUCGGACCAGCAGCCCUCCAGGGUGUCCCACGAACAGUUCCGAGCUGCCCUGCAGCUCGUGGUCAGCCCCGGAGACCCCCGGGAGUACUUGGACAACUUCAUCAAGAUCGGGGAGGGCUCCACAGGGAUCGUGUGCAUCGCCACCGAGAAGCACACGGGGAAGCAGGUCGCUGUGAAGAAGAUGGACCUCAGGAAACAGCAGAGAAGGGAGCUGCUCUUCAAUGAGGUUGUGAUCAUGAGGGAUUACCACCAUGAGAACGUGGUGGACAUGUACAACAGUUACCUGGUCGGGGACGAGCUCUGGGUCGUGAUGGAGUUCCUGGAGGGCGGCGCUCUGACAGACAUCGUCACUCACACCAGGAUGAACGAGGAGCAGAUCGCCACGGUGUGUCUGUCCGUGCUGAGAGCCCUGUCCUACCUGCACAACCAGGGCGUCAUCCACCGCGACAUCAAGAGCGACUCCAUCCUGCUCACCAGCGAUGGCAGGAUAAAAUUGUCUGACUUUGGGUUCUGUGCCCAAGUGUCAAAGGAGGUCCCCAGGAGGAAGUCCCUGGUUGGAACCCCGUAUUGGAUGGCGCCAGAGGUGAUAUCCCGCCUGCCCUACGGCACUGAGGUGGACAUCUGGUCCCUGGGCAUCAUGGUGAUCGAGAUGAUCGAUGGGGAACCCCCCUACUUCAACGAGCCGCCGCUGCAGGCCAUGCGCCGCAUCCGGGACAACCUCCCGCCCCGCGUGAAGGACAUGCACAAGGUCUCCUCGGUCCUCCGGGGCUUCCUGGACUCGAUGCUGGUGCGGGAGCCCUCGCAGAGAGCCACGGCACAGGAACUGCUGAGACACCCCUUUCUCAAACUGGCUGGGCCCCCCUCCUGCAUCGUGCCCCUCAUGAGGCAGCACAGGCAUCGCUGAAGCUUUUUGGGAAGAGGUCAGUGCAGAGCCUGGCUCAUGGCGUGUGGGAUCCGCAGGCAGGGAGGAGGAAAACCUUGUGAAGGAAAGCAGCCCUGUGGAAAUAUCACGGUGUAUAGAGAACCCCAAAGCCAGGCAGCGCUCUCUGUGCUCCCGCUGUGCCAGGGACAGGGAGCAAUCCCAGCCCUGCUCCGCCAGGCACCGGCGCUCCCAGCACUGCUGUCUGCCGGGCCAGCCGGGCAGAAGGCACCAAACGCCAGCGUUGGAAAGGUAAUUUAGCAGAGGAGAGCACAGCCAGAGCAAAACACCUGAACUUUACUGCAGGCUAUGGCACUUCUGUUUCAGAAGAACACUUUUCUGACAAAACCAAGCACUUUUUAUCUCGGUCAGAGCAGCGCAAUGUAUUUUGCAACAAGUUUGUAAUUUUCUGUACAGUACAUUUUGAUAACUUGCAGUACUUUGUCAUGUAACUGUUGUGUUGGUUGAAGUAAUAAGUGUAACCUAGC